CCUGGGCGGCUCCAUUCGCUGUUUUUCCUCUUCUCCGGGCGGUGACUUCACCUGUGGUUCGCGACGAUGCAGCUCAAACCCAUGGAGAUUAACCCCGAGAUGCUGAACAAAGUGCUGGCGCGGCUGGGGGUCGCCAACCAGUGGCGCUUCGUGGACGUGCUGGGGCUGGAGGAGGACGCGCUGAGCUCGGUGCCGGCGCCUGCCUGCGCGCUGCUGUUGCUGUUUCCACUCACCGCCCAGCAUGAGAACUUCAGAAAAAAACAGAUUGAAGAACUGAAGGGACAAGAAGUCAGCCCUAAAGUGUACUUCAUGAAGCAGACCAUUGGGAACUCCUGUGGAACCAUUGGACUUAUACAUGCAGUGGCCAAUAAUCAAGACAAACUGGAAUUUGAGGAUGGGUCAGUCCUGAAACAGUUUCUUUCUGAAACGGAGAAGUUGUCCCCCGAAGACAGAGCAAAAUGCUUUGAAAAGAAUGAGGCCAUUCAGGCAGCGCACGACGCCGUGGCGCAGGAAGGCCAGUGUCGGGUAGAUGACAAAGUGAACUUUCACUUUAUUCUGUUUAACAACGUGGAUGGCCACCUCUAUGAACUUGAUGGGCGGAUGCCUUUUCCAGUGAACCACGGCUCCAGUGCAGACGACUCGCUGCUGCAGGACGCUGCCAAGGUCUGCAGAGAAUUCACCGAGCGUGAGCAAGGGGAGGUGCGCUUUUCUGCCGUGGCUCUCUGCAAGGCCGCCUAAUGCCCUGUGUGGGCACUGAGCUCUUCUCCCCUCUUCCCUUCACCAUCGAAGUGUACCCCUGCCCAAGCAGUCUUAAAAGGCUUCGGUAUCGUAGAACAUAGCUAUUCUCCUUUGGUUCUGUAGCUAUAGCCCUCAGCCACACCCGAGCGCUAGUGGAGCUCAGCUGUCCAUUGAGCAGUUUGGUGUAAGCUCCAGACGGAGAAGCAUCUCCCCAUUGUAUGUCUGUACCUCAAUAUAUCACGCUUUAAAUGGCUACUUUGGUUUGUGUCUGGAAGUUAAGGUCUUGGAUGUGGUUUAAAUUGUUUGUCCUUAUAAGGAAUAAAACUUUUCUGCUGAUACGA
Molossus molossus (Pallas's mastiff bat) is the source of this 1079-nucleotide messenger RNA. RefSeq names its product ubiquitin C-terminal hydrolase L1 (gene UCHL1). Gene Ontology annotation, biological process: ubiquitin-dependent protein catabolic process; protein deubiquitination. Bases 67 to 738 code for a protein of 223 amino acids. NCBI's taxonomy places the organism in Eukaryota, Metazoa, Chordata, Mammalia, Chiroptera, Molossidae. Gene Ontology annotation, molecular function: cysteine-type deubiquitinase activity. The record is from RefSeq and is a predicted model, not a curated record. The transcript has 9 exons. Gene Ontology annotation, cellular component: cytoplasm.